Messenger RNA from Octopus sinensis (East Asian common octopus), 2796 nucleotides. Its product is annotated as inter-alpha-trypsin inhibitor heavy chain H4-like. Bases 78 to 2600 code for a protein of 840 amino acids. The record is from RefSeq and is a predicted model, not a curated record. NCBI's taxonomy places the organism in Eukaryota, Metazoa, Mollusca, Cephalopoda, Octopoda, Octopodidae. The transcript is spliced from 14 exons.
UUUUUUCUCGUUCUUGUUGUUGUUGUUCUUUCUCCUCUGUUUUUUCCUCUUAGUACCCACAUUUCCCCCAAUCAAAGAUGGUGUCACUACAGCUUGUGGUGUUACAAACUUUAUUAUGUUCACUGGUAUACAAAGUGGAUGCCGAAACAAAUACACGCAAAGCAACCCUGAAAUCCAUUCAUGUAAUCAGUGAUAUUAAAUAUCGAUUUGCUACCACACAAGUGUCCAUGAAGUAUUAUAAUCCAUCCAACUCUGCUGUCCUAGCAGACUUACAUGUAAACAUGCCUUACAAUUCAUUUAUAUCAAAUUUUUCUAUGGAAAUUGAUGGAAAUGUGACUGUGGGAGAAGUAAAAGAAAAAUCGAUUGCUAAGGAUUUUUAUGAACAUGCCAUUGAAACAGGGCAAAGUGCUGGCUAUGUUGAAGUCAAACACCGCUUCACAAAUGUCUUUGAUAUAUCUGUUAAUGUUGAACCACAAAAGUAUGUAGUUUACAACUUGACUUAUCAAGAACUUCUGACACGACAGAACAAUAAAUACAGGAACGUCAUUCAUUUGUCCAAUGGUGGAAUUAUUGAUGACUUUUUAGUCGAAGUCUUCAUUACAGAACCCCAAGACAUUAUUGAUUUAUCUGUUCCAAAAAUUAAAGAUGAUAAAUUAACGAAUAUUACUGAUGAUGGAGGGCUGGAGUCUGCUUUAAUUGAGUACAUCAGCAGUAGAGAGGUUUACAUCAAAUACAACCCAAGUCGUAAACAACAAGAGGAAAUAUCAGAGAAAGAUGGCGUUGAAGGUUUACUCAGAGUGGAAUAUGACGUGGAUCGUCAAAAUAAUCCAAAUCUAAUAUAUGCAGUUGAUGGCUACUUUGUGCACUUCUUCACUCCUGAUUCGUUACCAAGUCUUCCAAAACAUAUUAUAUUUAUGCUUGAUGUCAGCGGAUCAAUGUCUGGUCGUAAAAUUGAACAAUUGAAAGAAGCUAUGGAGAAUAUCCUUGACAAGCUCGAUCCCGAGCUGGAUACAUUUCUCAUUGGGAAAUUCAGUAAUAAAGUCUCAUGGAUGAUGGAAACAUUUUUAACAGCAAACGAAACUAAUAAACAAUUAGGUAAAAAUUAUAUUCAGAAACUUGCUGCACUUGGAGGUACAAAUAUUAACGCUGCUCUCCUUGAAAGUAUAGAGAAACAUAAAUCUGCUUUAUCCACCACAAAGAAAAGUAUCAUCAUAUUUCUUACUGACGGCCAAGCAACUUCAGGAAUUAAGAUCGGUGAACUUAUCAAGAAAAAUGUAAAAGAAGCCAACAAAAAUGUGUCGCUAUUUACCCUUGGUUUCGGAGAAGAUUGCGACAGUAAAUUUCUUCGUGAGAUUGCUACAGAAAAUGGAGGCUUUAGUAGGAAGAUCUACGUUGACUCUGACAGUAGACUUCAAAUUGAAAAUCUUUAUAAGGAAAUAUCUAACAUUUUAUUAAAGGAUAUUACGUUUGUUUACUUAGAUGGUGCUGUUAAAACUAGUUCUACGUCAUUUAGCAGCUACUUCAAAGGAUCAGAAUUAGUUGUUUCCGGUGUUUUGACGCAAGAAUACCGACCAACUAUAAAUGUGAGUUUAACAAUGACAAACCGCUGGGGGUUUGAUAACGAAAUAUUAGAACUAGACUUAUAUGGAGAUAACUUUACCAUAUACGAUGAUGGUUUUUCGCAAAAUUCCAGUUUGACUAAUAUUCAAUCAUUUUCUGAAAUUACCGAAAAGACUUAUGCUUAUCUCACUCUGAGACAACUUCUCAAAGAAGAUAGAACUACAAAAGUGAGAAAAGAUAUUCUUGAUCUGGCACUCAAGUAUAAAUUUGUUACACCAUUAACGUCAAUGGUUGUCACCAAAUCCAGAAUUAACGAGAAACUUUUCGAAGAAGAUGAACUUCAAGAUUUUAUACCAACAAUUGCAGCUUUAGAUAUGGGAAGGGUUAUGCCAAUAUUACGUCUUCAGAGAUUAACUCCUCGGAAACUCAAGAAAGCAAAGUCAAGCAUAAUGCUGCAUAAAAGAAUACGUCCUACCUCGCCACCCUUGACUUCUUCAGGAAAAGAAAUGAAGGAUACUUUACCAAAUAUUCCAGGUAUCUUCAUCAAGCCAUUCUCUUGUAGUAACAACCUCUGUCUCAGACACCAUGUUUCCUGUCAAGUAUCGACCAGGAUUCUACUGUUGGCCAACUUUCAAGCAAAUUUAUUUGUUCAUGCAUUUGUGAAGAGAAGUGCACAGAGCAACUGCCUGGAUACCAUCAACCGCGUGAUCUUAAAGAGGAAGCGUCGUCUUCUGUUUGAAGUAACUGCCGAUAGAUUGGUGAAGAAUGGUAAAGAAGUAGACAUCUCUAACAGAACUGAAAUCAACCUUAAUCUCAAGAAUUUCCUGUCAUUGAAAGUAUUCAAGACAAAGAAGGCAGCAUCUUCUGAAACCUUUCUCUCACUUCACUUUACCACUCUGAAGAAGAUAACAAGGGCAAGAGGCAUUCUGAAAAAAUAUAUUGCCAAAUCUGCCUGUCCACAUGAUGUGAAGAAUGUUUUACCAAAGUUCAAAGUGAACACCAAUAAUCCAGAGCUUAAGCAAUGUUACUUCACAACUUAAUUACUAUUGCUUAGACUCUCCAAAAAUAUUUCAUCUACAUAUUUGAGGAACAAAUAAGCUUGUGUGCAAAACGUCAACAAAAUGGAAAAGACAUUUUGUUUUUAUUUGUCCUAAUUUUUAAAGUAAGUACUGCCUAGAUAAUCAAAUAUCCUCAAAUUAUUUUCGUAACCUUCAUAAAUAAAAUACAUUAAUCCAU